AUGUCGAACUCCGAGCUCGCCGUUAAUGAUGUUGUACACAAGAAGAAAUCAAAGUCGAAGAAGGAGACACCCGUGGCGGCGAAGAUCGACGCUACGACAGACGACGCUAUGGUGGUAGAUUCGUCAAAAAGUGACAAAAAGAAGCGCAAGAGAGCAAAGAAGGAGGAAGCGGACGAUGACAAAACCGAGCUUUCUGGUGAUAUCCAGGACCCCCAACCUAAGAAACGACGGAAGCACGAUGGGAAGAAAAAGUCAAAGAAACGACAAGAUGCCUCUGAACCCUCAGCAAACGACCCCGAGCCCUCGACUUCGGUGUUGCCGACUGAUGUCAUGGAAGUAGAUGCCUCAGGAACCAAGACCGGCAAGAAGGACAAGAAGAGCAAGAAGAAGAAAGCCAAGAGCGCUACUGACGAGUUACCAACCGAACCUACUAUCGAAGAAACAACACCUUCUGGUACAGCCGACAAUGUCGAAGGGAAACUCAAGAAGAGCAAAAAGAGGAAGAACACGGUCAAGACAUCACAAAAUGAUGCACCAUCGUCAACGACCCUGCCUUCGACCUCGUUAUCGGAAUCCGAAGCCGCCGCGUACCUGCAAACACACGAAAUCACCAUUCAUUCCGCAGAAUCUCGAAUCACUCCCAUCAUAAAAUUUUCCAAUUUGCCGAUACCUAAGGAACUCCUUGCUGCCUUCAGUGGUACAUUCAAGGAGCCAACACCGAUUCAAGCUUGUACUUGGCCUGCGGCGUUCAUUGGGAAGGAUGUCGUCGGCAUCGCCGAGACUGGGAGUGGUAAGACACUGGCCUUUGGCAUCCCCUUACUCUCCCGUCUCUUGGCAUCUCCGCCUUCUUCACCUGGUGUCACAGCCCUGAUAGUAGCCCCUACACGAGAGCUCGCCGUGCAGACACACGACACACUCUCUGCCUUGGGAGAGCAGUUUGGAAUCGGAUCUGUGGCCGUAUACGGCGGUGUAUCCAAAGAAGCCCAGAUAAACUUACUGAAAGCUAAGCAAGGGAAAAAGUCGAAAACGACAACCAGAAUUGUGGUCGGCACUCCCGGGAGAAUUUUGGAUCUUUCGCAGGAUGGCACUUGUGAUCUCUCUAGUGUCGACUACCUCGUACUAGACGAGGCGGACAGAAUGCUUGAUAGAGGGUUCGAGAAUGAUAUUCGUCGCAUCAUCAGCUUCACCAAGCAAGGGUCAUCUCGACAAACCAUGAUGUUCAGUGCGACUUGGCCAGAGGCCGUCCGACGCCUAGCGAGUACCUUCCAACAGGAUCCUGUGCGAGUGACGGUCGGGAGCGACGAUCUGACCGCUAAUACCCGCGUUGAACAAACUGUUGAGGUAUUUGAUGAUCCACGAUCCAAAGACACGCGCCUACUUAACCACUUGCGUUCUAUCAAAUCAAAAACGGCUGGCAUCAAACCCCGAAUCCUUGUAUUCGCCCUCUACAAGAGGGAAGCGUCGCGUGUUGAACAGUCACUACAUCAGAAGGGGUUCAGUGUUGGGGCCCUCCACGGUGACAUGUCUCAAAAUUUGCGACUAGAAGCCCUAGAAAAUUUCAAAAACGGCACCACCCAAUUGCUCGUUGCUACUGAUGUCGCCGCCAGAGGUUUGGAUAUCCCCAACGUGGAAGCAGUCAUCAAUUACACGUUCCCCCUGACGAUCGAGGAUUACAUUCAUCGAAUUGGCCGAACGGGGAGAGGUGGGAAGAGCGGCAAAUCGAUCACAUUCUUCACAGGCGAGGGCCACGAAAAGGCCCUCGCUGGUGAACUUGCUCGGGUAUUAAGAGAUGCGGGCUUCGAGAAAGAGUGUGAAGACCUCCGAGAGAAGUUUCCGAUGACGAUCAAAAAGAAGACACAUAGUGUCUAUGGGGCUUUCUAUAGAGACGAUAUACCGGCGCCCAAAGGUCCCACCAAGAUUGUCUUUACCUAG
Messenger RNA from Pleurotus ostreatus (oyster mushroom), 1932 nucleotides. RefSeq names its product RNA-dependent ATPase (gene DBP3). Gene Ontology annotation, biological process: rRNA processing. NCBI's taxonomy places the organism in Eukaryota, Fungi, Basidiomycota, Agaricomycetes, Agaricales, Pleurotaceae. Gene Ontology annotation, molecular function: RNA helicase activity; RNA binding; ATP binding. Gene Ontology annotation, cellular component: nucleolus. The record is from RefSeq and is a predicted model, not a curated record. The coding region runs from base 1 to 1932 and encodes 643 amino acids. The transcript is spliced from 7 exons.